GCAGCUCGGGCGUCAGGCAGAGCGUCAGCGGCCAGGCAACUCAGCUUCCCGAAGGUUCUCUGUGCCCCGCGGCCCGCAGGUUCCCGGCACGCGCCUUCCCCGCACGCGCCUUCUCCGCUGCCAAGAUGCCCAAGAGGAAGGUCAGCUCGGCCGAAGGGGCGGUGAAGGAGGAGCCCAAGAGGAGAUCGGCGAGGUUGUCAGCGAAACCUGCGCCUGCAAAAGUGGAAACGAAGCCAAAAAAGGCAGCCGGAAAGGAUAAAUCUGCAGACAAAAAAGUGCAAGCAAAAGGGAAAAGGGGAGCAAAGGGAAAACAGGCUGAAGUUGCUAACCAAGAAACUAAAGAAGAUUUACCUGCCGAAAAUGGAGAAACUAAAAACGAGGAGAGUCCAGCCUCUGAUGAAGCAGGAGAGAAAGAAGCCAAGUCGGAUUAAUGUUUGUCUACCAUGUCGUAUCAGUGGGUCCUGUAUUCUAUCUCUCUUCUUGUACAAUCCAGAGGAAUAUUUUUAUCAACUAUUUUAUAAAUGCAAGUUUUUUAGUAGCUCUAGAAACAUUUUUAAGAUGGAGGAAAUCCCACUUCAUCCCAUUUUUUUAAAUGUAAAUGCUUUUUUUAAGAGGUGAAAUCAUUUCCUGGUUGUUUAUUUUUUGGUACAACCAGAAAAUAGUGGGAUGUUGACUGGUGGGAGGUUUUGACUAUCUUGGGUGUCACCUUAACAUUCCAUUGGGGGUGGGGGGAGUUUUAUAUCCCAUAGUUCAAAGCAUAUUAAAUG
Chrysochloris asiatica (Cape golden mole) is the source of this 767-nucleotide messenger RNA. It is a transcript of the gene HMGN1, whose product is annotated as high mobility group nucleosome binding domain 1. Gene Ontology annotation, molecular function: nucleosomal DNA binding. Lineage: Eukaryota; Metazoa; Chordata; Mammalia; Afrosoricida; Chrysochloridae. The coding region runs from base 126 to 431 and encodes 101 amino acids. Gene Ontology annotation, biological process: chromatin organization. Gene Ontology annotation, cellular component: nucleus; chromatin. The transcript has 6 exons. The record is from RefSeq and is a predicted model, not a curated record.